AUGAAUGUCCCCACGUUUGGCUCGGCGGCUCUACCUUCCAUCGGAUGGGGCGGUAUCGUCGUCCUUACUUGCUUCAUCGCCCAAGGGCUGAGUUACGUUCUUUCUACUCCCACCUGGAACCGAUAUAUUCAAACAGAGUGGACAAAUCUUGAGUCGAUCGCUAAGCAAAUUGAUGUUCUUAAAUACACCGUUAACCAAGACUGUCCCGUCGGCGGCGGUGCACCAGCAUUCUUACCAGUAUCCGAAUCCUUAUACCGUCGUUCCCUCCUCGCCUUAAUCGACGUCCUCGGAGAAGCUAGGUUAGCUUUUCGUAUGUCAUUUGCGAAGCUGGAUCAGUUAUCCAGGAUGAUUAAGUUGAAAGACCCAUCUCCUUCUCAAGCUCUUCGACCUGGUGUCGCACGCAGACCUCCCGCGGAUGCGCUGCGGGAGAUGUUGGAUAGCGGAUGGGACGAAUUAUGGCCAACUAAUCGUGUAAAAGAGAUGUUGGAUGAAAUGCAUCUCGUUGGAGCAAAUAGUGUUUUAGCCGCGAUAAGAAUUUCGAAUAAUAUCAAUGAUAUGCCAGGAUGGAAACACGCCGAUUCUUUGACGGGCCAAGAAAAUAUUGACAACCUAGCGCGGAGAAUAGAUAGUGAUGGGGGUUUUAAUGCUGACGGCGUCGAAGGUGUUAUCAUCCAGCCUGAUCUUCAGCAAUCGCGAGUUGUUCUGAAGACUAGGCUUCAGUCACUGAUACAAUUUCUUGAGUUUUCUAGAAUGCAAUUUAGAAUUUUUGCGAGCAAAGCUAGCAUCGAGAUGGCGAAUCCAAUCCUCAUAGAUCUCAUUCGAGAUCAUGACCCAAAUCAUGGGGAAGAGGAGGCACCAUUUACGUUUGUUGAUUUGUUGGGGAAUAUUGCCAAUUGGUAUGAAUGUUGGAUACCAGAGUUUCAGGACUUCUUAUAUCUGGUUGAGCACCAGUUGGGCCCGCUUCCUGGGCCGGACUGGUGGGAUGAGGAAGAGCCAGCGGUCGGAUUGAUUGAAGGAAUCGGUGACCCUAACCCAGGCCUAACCAUGGAACUUGAAGAUGGGAAUUAG
Molecule: messenger RNA, 1068 nt
Organism: Orbilia oligospora ATCC 24927
Lineage: Eukaryota; Fungi; Ascomycota; Orbiliomycetes; Orbiliales; Orbiliaceae
Exons: 1
Coding region: 1-1068 (355 amino acids)
Source: RefSeq, a predicted model, not a curated record